Molecule: messenger RNA, 2398 nt
Organism: Petromyzon marinus (sea lamprey)
Lineage: Eukaryota; Metazoa; Chordata; Hyperoartia; Petromyzontiformes; Petromyzontidae
Gene: AIMP1
Product: aminoacyl tRNA synthetase complex interacting multifunctional protein 1
Molecular function (GO): tRNA binding
Source: RefSeq, a predicted model, not a curated record
GGGGUGGUGGUGGGGGGGUGGUCCUGGACAGCUCCAAACGCCCCCCCCCCCCCACUUAAAAACACUCCUCUGCCGUGACGUCACCGGCGGCGAGGCCUACACGAGAGAGGCUUCUGCGAACGCAUCCCCCGACGUAAGCCGCCUCUACAAUUGACGACUUGAAACGGACGCCACCUCAAGUAAUUUCGGGGAAUGUUUGUGUUGCGGUCACUUGUUAAAAUGUCCCAGCAAAGCACGGUGAUUGACAGAUUGGAGCGGUGGGCUGCUGAGGCCGACCAGAUCAUUGGCUACCUGAAGCAGCAGGUGGAUCUACUCAAGGACAGAGCUGUGUUGCAGCAGUCGCAACGUGAAGAAGAGAGUCUGCAGCAUGAGAAUGAAACACUAAAGCAAGAAAUUGAAGUUGUGAAGCAGCAGCUCAUUGCGGCUGAAGUUAGGAAUGGAUUGGUGCAGAUUCCACUGCCCACGCAGCAGACGGUGUGUGUCACUCCCCCGUCAAAGUCUGGCACCGAUACUGUCGCAGAGAAGACGUCUCAAAGUCUCUCCAGCCCCUCGGACGUCGACUCGCCCCAGGCGGCUGCCCAGCCACCUCCCACGGGGGACAAGAAAAAAGAAAAGGCUGAGAAGAAAGGUGAAAAGAAGGACAAGGAGAAGAAGGUGGCAGGCGCGGAGGAGGCGGCUCGUCCUGUGGACGUGUCCCGGCUGGACCUGCGCGUGGGACGCAUCGUCUCGGCACAGAAGCACCCAGACGCCGACUCGCUGUACGUGGAGCAGGUGGACGUGGCGGAGGCAGCGGCGCGCACUGUGGUCAGCGGCCUCGUCAAGCACAUCCCCCUCGAGCAGAUGCAGGACAGGAUGAUUGUGGUGAUGUGUAACCUCAAGCCGGCCAAGAUGCGGGGUGUGCUGUCGCAGGCCAUGGUGAUGUGCGCCAGCUCCUCCGACAAGGUAGAGAUCCUGGACCCCCCGGCUGGGGCUGUUCCUGGAGACCGCAUUACCUUCAAAGGGUACCCAGGUGAGCCAGACAAGGAGCUUAACCCCAAGAAAAAGAUUUGGGAACAAGUGCAGCCAGAUCUCCUGACUAAUGGCGAGUUCGUGGCUACCUACAAGGGUGUGCCCUUUGAAGUGGCAGGCAAGGGUGUGUGCAAGGCACAAACUAUGGCCAACAGUGGAAUUAAAUAAGGGCUUUAAAAUUGUUUGUGCAAUGCUCUCUACCUGCUGCUGAAUAAGGAUAUUUCAAUGUUAAAUGAUAGAGAGCUAUACGACUACAAAUGAUGCUGUGUUGUUAGAACAUUUAAGUAAUUCUCACUUUAUGCUAUGUUCUAGUACCGGUUGUACGAGACACUGGCAGACGUUGACGAUUUGAGUGCUUGGUGCAGUAAAACUCUCCUUUGCCAGGAUUGGAGUUAGGAAAUUCUCUCAAAGACAAAUUCAUGGCUAAAAGUAGUUGUAUUUAUAUUAAAGACUUAUCUAUGGCUAACCUGUGAAAAUCGGUGGAUAAUAGCCUUCAUUUUAAAUCCGAUGCAAUGUACUGCAGUGUACAGACACUUCUCGCUGAUUGAGCAAGAUAGGUUGCAUGAAAUUGGCUCGAUAAGCAAAGACUCGUUAAACGAUAAUAGAAUUUAGCAUUGAAAUAGCUGCUAAAUUCUAUGCUAAUUCCUUUGUCAAGGCGCAUUGUUUCUUCUCACACAGCUUAAAGGUCGCGAUCUGAGCGUGGCUUUUUCGCUCCAGCGCUGUCCUCCAGACAGUCUCGUCCCUUCACCUGAUGAAGGCCACUUGUGUUGUGUGACUUUACCGAAAGAACCAAAGAAGAUGAAUCCUUGCAGUCACGAAAGCUUUAAAUCAGUGUUCCAUCGCCAAGCAAAGUUUUGCUCGCUUUGCCAACAAAUAAAAAAUGCUCGUUGUGGCGAAUUCUCGUAGAAAGAACGUUCGUUAAGCGAGAUACGCCUGUGUGUUCCCCGUGGAAGCAGCGGCACCUUCACUCACCGGAGAUAACAGUACAGAGAACAACAUCCACAACACAAAACAUAAUCUUCCAUUGUUGUCGAUACAGCCUUCCUGUUAGGGAAGAAUUGUGGAUCAGCCAGACCAUUUGGAAAUUAGGAGUUUGAGAUAAGAAGGCUGUGGAUAAGAGUUUUACUGCCAUGGUUUGGGAAAAUAAAAUCUGAAUUGAAAUGUUCAUCAUAAUCAUUAACAAGCUGAAGGCCUCCCCAAGUCGGCACUAUCAUCCUGCGACACGAUAAGCCGAAAUGUUUAUUGAUCAUUUUACUGUUGGUGUAACUUUAUAUUUUGUAAAGAGUAAGAAGAAAGCAAAAAACAAACGCACUCCUACUCUAUAUAUACCUGAAAUUGUUUCGUCUUUUUUUGGCAUUCGAAAUAAAUCGACGUCUACAGCACAAUGUUU